Messenger RNA from Seminavis robusta, 498 nucleotides. The record is from the annotation of a GenBank genome assembly. NCBI's taxonomy places the organism in Eukaryota, Bacillariophyta, Bacillariophyceae, Naviculales, Naviculaceae.
AUGGGCGUCCCCACUCAUAUUUACGUUGUAUUUGCAGACAAUGACGACGAGUCUAUCGUGAGCUGGCAGUCUCGGUCGAGCAACCAUCGGCGUUUUCAGGUCUCUGUUGAGCUCUCCUCUCCUCGCCCCCGGAGAGGUAGGAGAGCAAGCAAGAAAUCUUGCGAUGUUGCCAUGACGAUACCUCAUCGCCGUGCCAGUCAAAAGUAUCUGUUUUCGAAGACACCGCAAAAAGAGGAAGGAAUGAUUGCCCCGAGAAGAGUACACACUGCUACCAGUGCCGAUGCAAAGAACAGUGCGACUUCUUGCGAAGAAAGAAGGAAGAAGCGUAGGUCAAUCGAUGCAGAACUUCUUGCCUUUUGCACCAGUCAAAUGGAUGAAGUCUCCUUCCAUGGCAGUGAUUGCGCCAGGGUUUACCCUAGGCGAUCUCCUCAUCCUGGUGAAGACUCUUGUCACGACAAUGAUCGACCGCCUAGGAUGCCACGUCGAAACAGCAACUGA